Messenger RNA from Manis javanica (Malayan pangolin), 1667 nucleotides. It is a transcript of the gene C11H1orf74, whose product is annotated as chromosome 11 C1orf74 homolog. Lineage: Eukaryota; Metazoa; Chordata; Mammalia; Pholidota; Manidae. The record is from RefSeq and is a predicted model, not a curated record.
UGGAGCGGACUGGUGACGUCACGGAAGGCGGCGGGGAGGAGAGGCUGUGUUGGGCAUGCGCAAUAAGGUCGGCUUGGCCGUCCAGAACCUGACUGGCAGCGAGAGUCCUUCCUCUGCGGGCGAGGUUUCCAGCGCCGCCGCAGGGGUGUCCGACCCCUGCCCUCCCGGUAGCGGGCGGGAAGCUGCCGGGCGUACAGGAGCCCGCGAACCCGCAGCGGAAGUGGAAGAACGUAUGGUCUUCCUCAAAUGUCUGGAGCUCAGAGAUGCGGCCCAAGGGAGGGAACUGUGGCUAGUUAAGGAGGCCAUGCUUGAUGUUGCUCCCAGAUCCCAUGUCAACACUGAGUACUCAGCUGCUGGUGGCAGCUGCUCAGCAGACCCUGGGCCUGGGAAAGAGACGGGGCCCACCCCGAGCCGUUUGUCUUCACCUAGCUGGAGAGGUGCUGGCUGUGGCCCUGGGAGUAAAGCCAGCUCUGCUCUAUGACGUCAACUGUGCAGGGGCAUCAGAGCUCCAGAGUUAUCUGGAGGAGCUGCAGGGCCUGGGUUUCCUGAACCAGGGACUUCACAUCCUUGAGAUUGGAGAAAACAACCUGAUUGUCAGUCCUGACCAUGUAUGUCAGCACUUGGAGCAGGUGCUACUUGGUACCAUAGCCUUUGUGGAUGUUUCCAGCUCCCAGCCUCACCCUUCCAUCUGCUCCCUGGACGAGGUACAGGACUUGAAGGCCCUCGUGGCUGAGAUCAUCACACAUUUACAGGGGCUACAGAGAGACCUAUCCCUGGCAGUCUCCUGCAGCAGGCUCCAUUCCUCAGACUGGAAUCUCUGUACUGCGUUUGGGAUCCUCCUGGGCUAUCCUGUCCCCUAUACCUUUCGCCUGAACCAGGGAGAUGACAACUGCUUAGCGCUCACCCCACUACGGGUGUUCACGGCCCAGAUCUCAUGGCUGCCCGGUCAACUGCCAGUCUUGCUGUAUUCCUUUAGUGUCCCAGAGAGCUUAUUCCCAGCCCUGAGGGAUAUUCUAAACAUUUGGGAGAAGGACCUGAGGACUCGAUGUAGGGCUCAGAAGGACUUUGCUGACCUCAGCAUUUCCUCUGAGAUAGUCACACUGCCAGCUGUGGCCCUGUAACUCUUCUCCCAUGUAGAAAUUGCUCAAUAAAUGGCCAGCUCUAAGUCAAGGAUGGCAAAGAGGAAUCAUCUCAAGUGUCAAUUCUGUGCAUCUUGAGAACACCAGGGAAGAAUGCUAUAAUUUGUUGGCCACAUCUGCAGUGGGCAUAGGUAUAGGUGGUACUGGCAUUGGUAGUGCAUAUUUGCCAUCUCUGUACUUAGGGAAUCCCCUUGACUCAGCUCAUGUCUAUUCGUCAUCACUGGGUAGGAGACAGAAGGAAAGAGAUUGCACAGAAGAAGGGUGGUGGAGGACAAGUCAUAUGCCCUUGUAUCAUCCCGCUGUUAAUACACCUGCCAUCUGUGGGUAGUGUCUGCCAGAAAGUAGAAGGACUGCGUUUUACUGCCUGUUUAUAUACCUCCAACUGAUUUGGACUAGAGAGAGUAGACCAUGUGCUUAAACGUCUUAAAAUUUGUGAUGUGAUGUGUCAUUUGGGAAUAAACCGAGAGUUGUGAGGAACAGACUGUCAGGUGACAUUUAUUUGUUUAUUUUACCAGUAGUUUAAAAAAA